Tachysurus fulvidraco (yellow catfish) is the source of this 1774-nucleotide messenger RNA. RefSeq names its product hematopoietically expressed homeobox (gene hhex). NCBI's taxonomy places the organism in Eukaryota, Metazoa, Chordata, Actinopteri, Siluriformes, Bagridae. The record is from RefSeq and is a predicted model, not a curated record. Gene Ontology annotation, molecular function: RNA polymerase II cis-regulatory region sequence-specific DNA binding; DNA-binding transcription factor activity, RNA polymerase II-specific. The transcript is spliced from 4 exons. Gene Ontology annotation, biological process: cell differentiation; regulation of transcription by RNA polymerase II. Bases 107 to 958 code for a protein of 283 amino acids.
GGGCAUAUAAAGGAAAACACAACAAUCAUAACAGUUACUAACUUUCUGAUCAGUGGAUAUAUACACACACAGAGAUAUACACAAACAUACACACACUCAUCGAGCCAUGCAGUACCAGCCGGCGGCCAGGCCCGUGCCCAUGUACGCACCGACCCCGGUUCAGCCCGUGCAACCUACACCGUUUUACAUUGAAGACAUUCUGGGCAGAAGUGAUGGCACCCCGAGCGCGUGCUCUCCGCUUGCCCCCGCGACAGCACCUGUCCACGCACCGGCUUUACCCUCAGCGAACUCAUCAUUCACCAGCUGGGUGUCGCCUUACCGGAGCACUGUGUACGAGCCGACACCAAUUCACCCACAACAGAGCCCGCACCCGCACCCGCACCACCAUCACCACCACGCCGCGCUCGCCGCAGCCGCCGCAGCCGCAUAUGGGAAUCAGCUAUACCCGUUACACCGCGCACUGCUCGGAGACUACACACACGCGCUCAUCAGACACGACCCUCUCGGUAAACCCUUACUGUGGACUCCGUUCAUUCAGCGUCCUCUGCACAAGCGGAAAGGAGGACAGGUGCGCUUCUCCAAUGAUCAGACUGUAGAGCUGGAGAAAAAGUUCGAGACACAGAAAUAUCUCUCACCACCGGAAAGAAAACGACUGGCCAAGAUGCUCCAGCUGAGCGAGAGACAGGUAAAAACGUGGUUUCAGAACCGCAGAGCUAAAUGGAGGCGACUGAAACAGGAGAACCCUCAGGGCUCUAAGCGCGACCUGGAGAGCGAGCACGUGGACAGAACCUGUGCUCUCGAGGAACCCCGCUCCUCGGACCUGCGGCCAGCGCGCUCCUCCUCUUCUUCCUCUUCACCGUCCUCACGCGCGUUGCUUGAGUCGGAGGUUUCAGACGAUUCAGACAGAGAGCUGGACAUUGAGGAUGACGCGGACAUCACACUGAGUCCUCCGUUAUGAGGACGACACAGUAAACACGGGACAAGCGGACAUUUAUUUAUCUACGGUUCAGUAGCGUGUGGACUUCUACAUUGUAAAUAGUAAAAAUGAAACUUUUCCGUGUCAUAACUUUUGUCAAAUUAGACUCUCCAGUGUUGUUCACAUCACACACACACACACACACACACACACACACACACACACACACACACACACACACACACACACACACACACACACACACACACACACACACACACACACACUGUAAGGUUCUCUAGGCACUCCAUUUACCCUCAUAAAUUUUCUUUUUAUCGUGAAAAAAAUAUUGCGUUUUUUUUAUUUGGAACAUGCCUUCCCCAAAAGUGAAUAUUCUCUUUAGUGUCUGCUAGAUUCUUUGCUACAUCAUGUAACCUAUCAUUCAUCGCAGAAAGGUCUUCUCUCCAUGAGCACUACAAGCUUGACAGAUUCUUGUGAUCCAUGACAUUUAAAAAAAAAAAAAAAAAUCAAACCCAAAUCUGUCUUUGUCCAACUGCAUAUAGACACCUCUCUCUCUCUCUCUCUCUCUCUCUCUCUCUCUCUCUCUCUCUCUCUCUCUCUCUCUCUCUCUCUCUCUCUCACACACACACACACACACACACACACACACACACACACACACACACACACACACACACACACACACACACACACACACACACAAAAACAAGUGGGUUAAACAACAAAUGGAUAGUUUACUUCUGAUAACUGGUGUGUGGUAAGUUUUCAGCAUUAAGUCCUGAGAUGGAUUGUAAAUAUUGUAUGUAUAAAAUGCUUAAUAAAUGAUAUCUAAUUUCA